AGUGAAUGUGCAGGUACCUUGCCACAGUGACACAAUGAAACGUUGCUCGAUAGCGACGAUUAUCUGUGCGAUUAUCAGUACGGUGUGCUGCUGUGAUGUCGUCAAGCUAACUUUCCCGAGUGGCUUCAGUCUAGGAGCUGCCAGCGCGUCGUAUCAAGUCGAAGGAGCCUGGAAUGUCAGCGACAAGGGAGAAAACGUUUGGGAUUACUAUACGCAUCACUAUCCUGAAAUUAUAUCUGAAGGACGUAAUGGAGAUGUUGCCUGCAAUUCUUACUACAAGUACAAGGAGGAUGUGGAACUUAUCAAAUCCACUGGAUUCGACUUCUAUCGAUUCUCCGUCAGUUGGUCGCGCGUCCUUCCAACCGGGUUCGCCAACGUAAUCAGUGAAGAUGGCUUGCAAUACUACAAAAACUUGACCGCGGAGUUAGUAGCUAACGGUAUUGAACCUGUUGUCACGAUAUAUCACUGGGAUCAUCCGCAAGUUAUAGAGGAGAUGGGGGGAUGGACAAACGAACUGAUAGUCGACUGGUUCGUAGCUUACGCCAGGGUUCUGUUCGAAGCACUUGGAGGCAGUGUGAAAAGAUGGGUAACCAUAAAUGAACCUGAUUCUUUCUGUGGGGAAGGCUAUGAAAGCACGAGACUUGCCCCGGGAAAAGUGAUAACAGGUAUCGGGAAGUACCUUUGCGGACACAACGUUUUGAAAGCCCACGCCAAAACUUAUCGCAUGUACGAGGAAGAGUUUCGAGAGAGCCAAGGCGGUGUGAUUGGUAUUGUACUUCCUGUUUCGGGACAUUUGCCAUACAACUCCAGCUAUGCGGACGCGGCCGAAACCGGGUUUCAGUUCAACUGCGGGUGGAUGGCACACCCUAUCUAUUUUGGGGAUUAUCCAGAAAUUAUGAAGACCAGAGUAGCAUUGGUUAGUGAAUCUCAGGGAUACCCCAGGUCACGUCUUCCAGAAUUUUCGGACGAAUGGAAAGCCAUUAUCAAUGGUACGAGUGAUUAUUUUGGUUUAAAUCAUUACUCGUCCAGACUUGUAUAUAAUGACCCUGACGAAGAACUUGGAAUUUACAACUCCGACAGUGGUGUGAUAAGUGUUGUUGAUUCGAGCUGGCCCGUGGCGUCUUCAUCUUGGUUUUACGUAUAUCCUGAGGGAUUCGGUUAUGUGCUUCGCAAGAUUCGGGAUGAUUACGGUAAUCCAUCGACGUGGAUUAUGGAAAAUGGCUACUCUGACACCGACAACUUAGAAGAUUACGAACGAAUCAGCUACUAUUACGAAUAUUUGAAAGAGAUGUUGAUUGCUGUUAAGCGAGAUGGAUGCAACGUCGAAGGAUACGCUGUUUGGAGCAUUCUCGAUAAUUUUGAAUGGUCUGAUGGUUAUACAAAUCGAUUUGGUAUUAUCCGAGUGGAGUUUGACGACGCUGAUACGAAUAGAACCACUAAAUUAUCACAGGCCUGGUGGAAAAAAGUUCUGUCGAAACGCAAGCUUCAGUCGGUCCCUACAUCAACCACCAGCACCAACACUCGUACCAGGCUACCUUGGCAGAAAUGACUGUGAAUACUUGCUGCCGAGAUAUUGCAAUUAUCAAUAAUAUAUUAAAAAUCAGACCAAGCAAACGAUGCUCUUCAUACGAACGUUCCAGUGGUAAAUAUGUCACAUCGAAAAUACGUCAUGAAGUGUCAUACGCAACAUGUAUCAAUAAAUUUUUUUGCUAUGUCUUGAA
This is a messenger RNA of Neodiprion fabricii, 1721 nucleotides long. Its product is annotated as myrosinase 1-like. The transcript is spliced from 8 exons. Lineage: Eukaryota; Metazoa; Arthropoda; Insecta; Hymenoptera; Diprionidae. The record is from RefSeq and is a predicted model, not a curated record. The coding region runs from base 35 to 1549 and encodes 504 amino acids. Gene Ontology annotation, biological process: carbohydrate metabolic process. Gene Ontology annotation, molecular function: beta-glucosidase activity.